Molecule: messenger RNA, 1378 nt
Organism: Musa acuminata AAA Group (dessert banana)
Lineage: Eukaryota; Viridiplantae; Streptophyta; Magnoliopsida; Zingiberales; Musaceae
Exons: 1
Coding region: 65-1201 (378 amino acids)
Source: RefSeq, a predicted model, not a curated record
GUCACCGUCUCUGCCGGUGCUGGAAGAGACCGAGGACUUGUCAGCAGCAUCUGCUCCAGAUACGAUGGCCGACGUCGACCGGAGGGCGCCCUCGGGGCUGAUCCCGGCCCCCUACGCCGCCGGGCUCCGCCGCCUCUCCGCCCGCGCCGCCCCCGCCCCCUCCCCACGCUCCGGCCUCGCCUCCUUCUCCCCCCUUGCCGACGCCGUCCUCUCCCACCUGCGCGCCGCCGGCGUCACCCUCCUCCCGGGGCUCUCCCCCGCUGAGCUCGCCCACGCAGAGGCUGAGCUCUCCUUCGCCUUCCCCCCGGACCUGCGCGCCCUUCUCUCCCUCGCCCUCCCCUCCGCCCCCGGCUUUCCCGACUGGCGCCAGCCCCGCCGCCUCAUCCCCGCCCUCCGACUCCCCCUCGCCGCUGCCUCCCUCCAGAUCAGGCGCCGAGCCGCUGGCGCUGAUCCAGCCCGCGCAGCCCUCCGCCGCGCUCCCCUCCUCAUCCCCGUCUUCGAGCGCUGCUACCUCCCCGUCCGGCCCCCGCUCGCGGGGAACCCGGUCUUCCUCGUCGACGAGUCCCGCAUCUCCUGCUGCGGCGUCGACCUCGCCGACUUCUUUCGCCGGCAGUCGCUGCUACCCUCCUCGUUCCCCGCCCCGCCGCUCCGCCGCCAGCUCUCAGCCGCCGAGAAAACCUUCCUGCCGCCGCCCCCACCGUCCGACUCGAGGCGGAGCCUCGACUCCAUCGCCGGAAAAACUCCCCGCUGGAUCGAGUUCUGGAGCGACGCCGCCGCCUCCGACCGCCGUCGCCAGAGCGCCUCUUCCGCCUCGGACCCGGAGCUGUUCCUGGAGAUUCGAGUCAAAAGGCUCCCCGACUGGGUGAGGAGCUACUUGAACCGGAUGGGGACGGUGCUGAAGGAUGGCGGGUGGGGGGAGGCAGAGGUGGCGGAGAUGGUGGAGGUGACGGCGGCGACCAGGUUCUGCGACGGCAGGGGAGACGCGGCGGCGGUCGACGGUCAGGUGGUUCUGGACGCGCUCCUGCUGAAGGCGGUCCGCUGCUCGGACUCGCUCCGGCGGGCGGGGUGGAGUUCCGAGGAGGUCUCCGAUGUGCUGGGGUUCGACCUCCGGCCGGAGCAGCGGCGGAGGCCUCCACUGAAGCUACCACCGGAGAUCGCCGUCAAGAUUGGGAAGCUGGCCGAGGCGGUGUCCCGAUCCUGAACUGUAGUACACGGGCUGUAUUAUCGUAAAAACUAUGUAUUCUUUUCUAUUAUUAACAGAAAAAAAACACUGCUUCCUUUAGACAAUACUUUUCGUAUUAUAAGCAUGACGAAUCUUUUUAUCUGUAUUAUAAAUCUGGAAAUAGAAGAGGAACAUCGAAGUAUGCGAUCACUGAUA